GUUAGUAUCGUGCGGUCGUGGCGCCACCGUCCUCCUCUCUCUCUCUCUCUGUCUCGCGCCGUCUUUCUCUCGCGCGUAGUGCAUUGUCUCGGAACGAUCAACGAGAUCACCCGGUUCCUCGCACGGAAUUACCGAACAUCGAAGACGAUGUGUUUUCGCGGAGUGUACGCUGUAUUGAUGUUUUUUUUUUGACCGCCGGCGAGUGCAGCUUUUGUUGACUGUUUGAGGUGUACGUUACACGUCGAGAGGAGCGCGUCGUGCACGCGGGGCACACGAUCAAACCCGUAUCGGGAGCAACAAGUGAGCACGUGGGGAAUACGCACCUCCGCCGUGGUGUCGUCGUCGCCGGUGAGUUGAUGAGAUUAUCACCGGGAGGUGAUAAUCGCUGGGGUGGAACGUCGAUGUGGCCGAUCGCGCGCGGGAAGAUCGGCACGAGCUGCACUUGGAAUGCGCGGAACAGUGGCGGAAUUGAAACGGGGUCACGUGGUAAAAACGAUCGUGCUGAAGUUACCCGAGCGGCCGGCCGUCCUGCGAUUCUCGCGAAGUGAACCGCGGCAAGUUCGUUGCGUACACGGCGAACUUGUAUGAACGUGCGCGGGUGGGAUCUCAUCUUACGGAAGAACUAUACGAUUCUGAAAGCCGUAAACUCGUCGAGAUUGCCUGCACCGACACGCUGUUCGCGAUCCUCGUUAGCUCGUGCGUCGGUGCGACGAGACGCACGUACCUGAAGGUCAGGGUGGACAUCGACGUGUAUGUGCAUGUGUGACACUGCUCUCGGGACACUGACCGAAAUGGACGCGCCAAUGGCUUUAGGAAUCACGUCGAACGGAGAGAGAAAUAUGACGAGCCGACUCGUCACGUAAGUUAGGGCUCGUAUCUGGAAUUGCGGGGACUCUCCUGGACCAUGGCUGCUGCGAGGAAGCUCGCGGACACUGUGACUUUCGUCGUCGCUGCUCUGUUGAUUCUACACCAUGACCUGCAUGCCGUUCAAGCGCGCGGAUUUAGCCGCCACCUCAAGAACGGCUCGACCUUAAAGAACAGCAGCCUCUUUCCGUCUAUAUUCAACGUCGCCGCGAAAGCAGAGAUUUACGUGAAUGCGACAUGCGGCGAGGAGGGCCCGGAGACAUUUUGCAAGCCCUCGGAAUCGUCGAGAUGCGCCGUUUGCGACUCCAGAAGUCCGGAUCCCGGCAAGCGACACAACAUCGUCAACGUCCUGCGUCUAAAUUCUGGCAAGUGGUGGCAGAGCCCGACGUUGGCCAGAGGCAACCACUACGAGUAUGUGACGAUUCUCCUGGAUCUCAAUCAGGUCUACCAAGUGGAGUACGUGAUAGUGAAGGCUGCGAACUCGCCCAGACCCGCCGCCUGGAUUCUAGAGAGGUCCUUGGACAAUGUGAACUUCCUCCCCUGGCAGUAUUACGCUCCGAGCGACGAGGAAUGCUGGUCGAGAUAUUCAACGCCGCCCGUUGGAAACAAACUCGGUUUCUUCAACGACGACGAUGUCAUAUGCACCAGUCAGUACUCCAAACCGAUCCCCAUGGAGAACGGCGAGAUCCAUACGCAACUAGUGAGCGGUCGACGCGGAGCCCUGAGUCACAGCUCGACUCUGUUGGAAUUCACCCAGGCCAGAUACGUCCGGCUGCGUCUUCAGGGGCUUCAACGCAGCGGCGAGUCUUCCGCCGACAAAAGGCAAGCCUUUUACUCCAUAAAGGAAAUCAACAUCGGGGGACGGUGUCUGUGCUCCGGACACGCGGCGCGAUGUCGAUACAGCGUGCAUCACGGGCAUCAGAAAUGUGAGUGCGAGCGCCAUACGUGCGGCGAAAGAUGCGAAAAAUGCUGCCCCAUGUACAAUCAGAUCCCGUGGAGGCCCGGCACCGUCGAUAAGGGUUUCCACUGCGAGAAAUGCAACUGCAACGGUCAUGCAACAUCCUGCAGAUACGACCAGGAAGUGGCCAGGAGGAAUAUGUCUAUGGAUAUUCACGGGCAGUACCGAGGCGGCGGCGUGUGCGUCAAUUGCUCGGAGUACACGACCGGAAUCAACUGCGAAAGAUGCGAGAUCGGCUACUACAGACCGAAUGGUGUCACAUCUGAUGCAUCGGAACCGUGCAUGCGCUGCAACUGUAACGUGCAUGGCAGCACCGGUUACUGCACUCCCGACGACUCGUAUACUCACAUGGGCAAGGUAGCAGGUGCCUGCGAGUGCAAGCCAGGCUAUUCGGGUUACAUGUGCGAUCAAUGUGCGGCGGGCUAUCAGCAAUUUCCCAAUUGCACGCCCUGUCCUUGCGACUCCCGUGGGAUCUUGCCGUCCGACGAUUGCGAGGGCGAAUGUCUCUGCAAGGCACACGUCGCCGGGGAAUUCUGCGACCGCUGCAAGCCCGGCUACUUUGCGCUCAGCAAAAAUAAUCUUGAUGGGUGCUCGCCCUGCUAUUGUUUCGGCGCGACUGAUCGCUGCACCGCCGCCAGUUUGUCGUACAGUAUGAUUUCCACGCUGGAGAACUGGUUGGUAACCGACAUGAACGCGUCCCGAGCAGUCGUUCCCACCUUGAAGACGGACGACGGAUGGUUAACUGUCACGGCCUACGAGGUCAGCAGCCCUUUCUGGCUGGCGCCGCAGAUCUACACGGGGAAUCGCCUGUCCUCAUACGGCAGCAAUCUCACAUACUCCGUUACGUGGGUCGUCAUACGAGGCGACAGCAGUGGUAAACCAACCAUCGGACCCAAUGUCAUCCUGGUUGGUAACAACGGAUUGCGCAUCGCGUAUGGCGAGGAACAAUAUAGCGGCGAUAAAGCGAAGAUCUCGGUGCCUCUGCGAGAACAUAACUGGUACCACGUUCGGGACGAGAUUCGAGACAUCCCGACGAGAUCAAGAAGAACCGAGUUUCGCGGCGAUCCUGUGACGAAGAUUCAGAUGAUGCGUGUUCUCGCUGAUCUGAAGUACCUGAUGAUUAGGGCACAAUAUCAUUCGGAACAAAUUGAAGGAAGUCUUCAAUCUGCCAUAUUGACAACGAGCGAAUUUUCGUCAGACGGCGAGACCAAUAAUCUAGUCGAAAUGUGCGAAUGUCCCAAGGGAUACGAGGGGUUGUCCUGCGAGAGAUGUGCUUGGGGAUACGCAAAAGUCGCCACCAACAGUACUCCUUUCCAAGAUAAUCAUUUAUGUGUAAAAUGUGACUGCAACGGUCACGUGGAAUCCUGCGAUCUCUUAAUGGGCGAGUGCGGGACGUGUUUGCAUCAUACGGUGGGCCCCAAAUGUGACCGUUGCGCUAUAGGAUAUUACGGUAACGCGUUAAUGGGCACUAACGAAGACUGCAAGAAAUGCGCGUGUCCAUUGUCCAUCGAGACCAACAAUUUUAGUCCGAGUUGUCAACUUGAUGAUCCCACUGAUAUUAAUAGUGGAUACGUGUGCACGCAGUGUCCCGAAGGAUAUACCGGGGAUCAUUGCGAAAGUUGUGACGUAGGAUUUUAUGGUAAUCCUUUGACUCCCGGUGGCACUUGUCAGCGGUGUCCCUGCAAUGGCGGCGCUUGCGAUCAAGAGACAGGUCGCUGCUUGGAAUGCCGCGGCAACACUGAAGGCUGGAAAUGCGACCGAUGCAAAGAAGCUCACUACGGGGAUCCCUUGGAAUUGAAUUGCAUACCGUGCAAUUGUUCAAUUUACGGCAGCAAUUCCAUUCAAUGUGAUAGGACGACCGGUCAGUGUCCUUGUAAGUCUCUGUUCACCGGUCGCGACUGUUCCUCGUGCAUCGAGGGCUACGGGAACGUGACCGCAGGUUGCCAGGAGUGCGAUUGCGACGUGGGUGCCCCUGGUGGACUCUGCGAUCCCGUGAGCGGUGUAUGCAGGUGCGCACCAGGCGUGAUCGGCUCCCGGUGCAACCACUGCGACGUGGACCAUUACGACUUGGCAUCGGACGGCUGUAAGAGAUGUGGCUGCAACAAUCUGGGCUCCACUAGCUCCGUCUGCGACAUCGUGUCGGGUCAGUGUCAGUGCAAGCCACAGGUCGUCGGCAGACGAUGCAAUGAGUGCAAGAUUGGUUACUGGGGAUUAGCAUCGGGAACAGGCUGCGCGUCUUGCAAUUGCGAUCCUAUGGGAUCCCGCAAUGGGUCCUGCCACAGCAACACGGGACAAUGCUACUGCAAGCCGGGCGUAGGCGGUUCGCGCUGCGACACUUGUCUAUCUGGAUACUACGGAUUCUCGGCAAACGGAUGUCAGCUGUGCGAUCCAUGCGUGCGACCCGGCCACGUGUGCGACCCCGACACCGGCCGCUGCGUGUGUCCCAGCCUGACCUACGGCGAGCACUGCGAUCGGUGUAGGCCCGGCGCCUGGGACCUGGUUCCACGGGUGGGCUGCAGGCCCUGCGCGUGCACCCUUGGCGCCACGCGACCACAAUGCGAUCAUCAGGGCCAAUGUCCGUGCAGAAUCGGCUACGACGGGCUCAGGUGUGAGAGAUGUUCCAAGGGCUAUUACGGUUAUCCCAGAUGCCGGCCGUGCAGCUGCAACGCGGCCGGCACCAUGCAGUGUCGGGACGGAGUCUGCGAAUGCGACGACAAAGGACAGUGCCCGUGCAAGGAACUGGCGGUCGGGCGACAGUGCGAUCAAUGUAAGGAAGGCACGUUCGGCCUCGCGGCGGAUAAUGCGAGAGCAUGCACCGAGUGCUUCUGCUUCGGAAGGAGCGCCCUGUGCCAUCAGGCUAGACUCAGCUGGGGUCAACGCAGGCUGACGCAUCCUCGUGUUCUCUACGUCAACGGAACCCACGACAUUACGAUUACGAACUUCGGUUUCACGACUGUACUGCCGGCGGUGAACGGCGGCUUGAAUGUGACGAACGGCCUCACCGUAAUCCCCGGAUCUGACGGUGACGUUACGUUACCCUCGAGUCUCUAUUACAAUUACCCUUUGUAUUGGAGACUGCCAGAUUCGUUUCUAGGCGAUAAGGUUGUCUCGUACGGAGGAUUUCUGCGCUUCAAAGUCGCAACAGAAGGUGGAAUGCCCAUGAGAUCGAAUCUUCUGUAUCCCCUAGUGCAGAUGCAAGGAAACAACAAGAUUGUGUUGGAGUAUUAUCUACGCGAACCAAUGAGCAAUAAUCGUUAUGAAGUCAGAUUCCACGAGUCGCUGUGGCAAUUGCGAAACAGGCCAGAUUACAAGGUCUCUAGGGAGGUACUGAUGGUAGCGUUGCAAAACCUGCAGCACAUCCUCAUCAAAGCCUCGGACAACUCGGACUUCCCAAGAAACACAAGAACCAAUUUGUCGCCCAUCUUACCCAUCUCAUUCAGACUUUUGGAGGCAUCUCUGGACGCUGCCGUCCUCACGCCCACACACUCGCCAUCGCUGGCGAUCGGAGUGGAGAUCUGCGAAUGCCCACCGGAAUACAACGGCACUUCCUGUCAAGACCCGAGCUUCGGCUAUUACAGGUGGCACAUGAACACCACUGCCGUGUCCACCGUCGUGGUCGAUCUCGUCGGGCAAGCCAGACGCUGCCAGUGCAACGGUAGAUCCGAUGUGUGCGACAGAGAGACGGGAUAUUGCUUGAACUGCCGGGAAUACACUAUCGGCGCAUACUGCGAAAUUUGCGCUGACAGUUUUUACGGCCAUCCGGAAUUCGGAGGCUGCAGGCCGUGUCCAUGUCCGCAGGUCGACAAAAGAUUCUCGAGCACCUGCGUGGUCUCAGCAGCCAUUGAGCCCAUCUGUCACUGCAAGCCAGGUUACACCGGCAGAAAAUGCGAGCGCUGCUCGUACGGCUAUUACGGCUCGCCCGAUCUCCCGGACGGCAAGUGCAUCCCGUGCAAUUGCAACUUGGCAGGAAGUUUGAGCGACGGCUGCGACGGCGAGACGGGACAGUGUAAAUGCCGGCCCGGUUCCACGGGUAGGGAUUGCUCCGAGUGCACGGCGUAUCGUCAUGUUUACAUAAACGACGUUUGCACUACUUGCGACGACAAUUGCACGGGAAUUCUGCUCGACACCGUCGAAAUGCUGUCCGCAAAACUGGCCGCGGAUACAAAUCACAUAGCGGACGGCUACGUUCUGCCCCCCUGGGAGGCACUGACGUACAUCGACUCCAACGCGACCCUGUAUUUCGGGGAACUGGAGCUGCGAGAUCGCUUGCAACAGAGAAUGAGGAAUGUACCUUGGCACAAGCACAGGAAACUCAUGAAUGACGUCGAGGCUAUGCUGAGAAACGCGAACACUUAUGCAAGACAAGCCGAUACGAUGAAGACAAGAAGCAGCGAUCUGAAGAACAACAUCUUCAGCGCGAUGAUUGAGGUCGAGAAGUUGCGCAAGAACAUUGAAGAUACGACUUUGCAACUCAAUCAGUAUAGCAACGACAACAAAAGGAUCGGUAUCAGGAAGGCCCUGAAAACCGGCAAGAUGAUCCUGAAUUAUCUUAAGUCUGUUGACAUCAGUAAGAGAACCAUGGAAGUCGAGGACUUUCUCGACGAGGUUGCUGAGUACGUAGCAUGGCUAAACUCUCUUCAAGAUGUGACAGAGCCGUUGGCAACCGCUCAGGACGACGCCGAGGAUUACGCGGUGAAGUUAAAGGAUAUAAGAACAGUGGUAGAAGGCACGAUGGAGACGCUAUUCACUUAUGACGGCUUGUACAACGGCAUCAACAGAACAUUCGUCGACACUAAAGAGCAAUGUGCUCGUAUCGGCAUGCUACACGACGAGACGAAUAAAUCAAUCGCCGAAGGAGAAGAUCUCGUGGACCAAGCUCGCGGCUUCCUCAUCGACGCUGAGAAUAAUAUUCAGGAUCUUCCAAGCCUGCGAGACAAACUGGCGCAUUGGAAGGAGAAGCUGACUAUGCGGGAAGAGAUCCAGUAUCGACUGAAUUACGAGUACAACCAGCAGUACGUGAUACCGGCGGUGAAGCACGCGAAGAAUCUGUCGAGCUACGCCGACCAGUACGUCAGCCUGUUCGCUGAAACGCGGGACAUCGCGGCCAGCCCUCUGAAGGCCAGUCAAGCCUACAAGAACAUCAUCGACGGUUUGCAAGCGGCGAAGAUUUCCGCGCAGGCAGCCAAGGCAACCGCUGAAGAAGUGCACGGAAAGGUUUUUCCCCCCUCAGGACAAAAGUCACUGUUGAACGAAGCUAAGGAGGUGUUUUUCAUGUCCUCACAGCAGUGGGAAACGGCGAAGGAACACGGUAAACUAGUCAAAAAGGCGAACGCCGAGCUUGAGGCGCAGAAACGGGCCGUGUAUACAUUGAAAGACACGUUGAACAACACCGGGAUCAAAGACAAUCAAAUCAACGUGAAACUACGAGAGCUUCAGAGCAGCAGCAAAAAAUUCCACGAAGAUGUACAAAAUAUCCUGGAUAAGAACGACGAAGUGAUAGAAUCAGUAAGGAGCGCCCAACGAUUGACUGACGAUUAUAAUCAGGGAAUCGCUGACAGACUAAAGCCAAAGUUAUACGAACUAAAACGUGAGGGGGAUUCGAAGAUCAGCUUAGCCAGCGAGAAGCUGACAGAGGCGCUGAGUAAUAUUAAGAAAGCCGACGCGAAGUUGAUAAGUUUGUCAAAUGCCGCGAUGAAGCGAAAAGCUGUUUUUGACAAAUGGAACGACACGUUAGCUACGAAGUUGCAGAAUCUCAAAGACAAGAUUGCGGAAGCUCGUAACACCGCCGACGGUAUUCGCGUUUCUCUGAAAUCUGUGGAGGGCAAGCAAUGUAUCCGUUCAUACAGACCGGACACAUUGCAACCUUCGGCGACCACCUCAAUCGUGAUGACAUUUGCGCUUCCAACCGGUCGCAGAGAAGGUUCUCUGUUUUACUUACCUAGUGGAAUAAACGACGACUACGUCGCUCUGGAAAUAGUUGACAGAAAAAUACGAUUUCUGUGGAACGUCGGCGGCGGUACAGGUAUUCUGACACAUCCUGAAGUCCUCGAAAGCGGAGAUCUGCAGAACGACACAAUCUGGUAUCGAGUCGAAGCUGAGAGAACUCGACACAUUGGUAAGCUGAGUGUGCGCAAGCAGAUAUCUACGUCCGGAAGGUAUUUGCCAGUCAUUAAUUCGACCAACUCUGAGUAUGGUCGUUUCGAUGUUCUACCCACGGAUCGAGUAUGGAUAGGAGGUAUUCCCAAGUCGCAGAGAAAGCCGAUGGAACUGAUCGCGCCCAAUGGUCUUCCGGGUUGUGUACAUCAGGUGAUCUUCGACGGAAAACAGAUCGGUCUGUGGAACUUCGUCUCCACCGCACCGGAUAUGGCCUGCACAGCCUGCGUGGAAGGGGUAGUAGACGCCAGGGACGAUGUUGCUUACAGUUUCAACGGCAAAGGCUAUGCCGUGAGAAAUAGAGUCUCGUCCGUUCCAUAUAGCAGAUAUUUGUUUGGAAUUUCCUUCAGUUUCCGAACGUAUGACGAGAACGCGUUGCUGUUUUUGGCGAUCAACUCAGAUAAUAAUCAGCACAUCAUGAUCUACCUACGCGAAGGUAGGGUAAUCCUCCACGUCGGCUACGGCGGGAACGUCAGUAUGGAGAUGUCGUCAACUUAUAAGUACAACACCGGCAACUGGACGAAAGUGGACGCCUGGAGGCAAUAUCAGGUGAAGAAGAAUAUCGAGAAGUGCAGUCUAAGCGUCGACACCGACGAUGACAAGCGGAUAGGCGCGCCCACGCCUCAACCUAAAAAGGAGGACAUUCCUGAUUUGGCGCAGGCCAAAUACUAUAUCGGCGGCUUGCCGCCAAGUUUCCGCACUGACGAUGUGAUAUUACCCUCCCAGGUAUCGUUCCUCGGAUGUAUGUCCAAUAUCAUAGUGCAAGAAGGUUACGACCCGAUGGCGGAACUAUAUUACGGAGUGGAGCCUAGUUGCCGUAAGAAGUCAUUGAAAACAGUCGGAUUUUACGGGAAUGGAUAUCUGGAGCAUCCCGCGUUUACUUUACGGAAGAAACACUCUGUUCUGAGUUUUUCCUUCAGGACUCUGCAAGAGGCAACUAUGUUACUUCUUUCCACGUUCGAGGGUAGCGAGGAUGGAUCAGGCAAUGCGAACCAAGAAGCAAAUAGUAAACAUUAUUAUUCCGUGUGUAUCAUCAACGGGCAAGUGCAAGUGCGCUUGAAUGCCGGCCAGGGCGAGUUGACUCUCCAAUCGAACAGCACUUUCAAUGACGGCCGAUAUCAUUCGGUUACUGUUAUUAAGAGAAGAAAAGAUGUAGAGCUGAGAACCGACGAUGCGUAUCAAAGCACAGGAAGAUUACCCACCAGUGCAGCCAUCAAGGCACCGAACGUAAGAGGGUUAUUCUUCGGCGGACUGCCGGCUCUCAUCAAUAACACCAAAAUGAUCACCAGCAACACACCGUUGUACGGUGCUAUCAAGGAUGUGAUUAUUAACGACGAAAUCCUCCAAUUCAACGAUGUCGUUAAUUUCGAUCAUGCUCUGAUUGGCCGUUCUGGACCGAGUAUGGGGAAAGAUCCGCCGAGCUACGUGCCCUCAGCAUCACUGUCUCGGGGGAUGUCCACACAACCCGAGGGAUGCCAAAAGGUGCCGUAUUACUCUUUGGAACCGGGUGCCUUGAAGUUUGGCGACAAGCCGCACAGCCACACACAGCUCUAUCUUAACUUCAAGAAGUUCUGGGAGAAGAAGUACAUGAUCGAGUUCGACUUUAGAACGUAUUAUCCCAACGGGUUACUCUUCAUCACUCCGGGUCUGAGACUAAAAAAUUAUCUGAUGGUGGUCAUUCAAGACGGGCAGCUUGUUCUUUUGCUGAAAGGUAAACAGCAGAGACAGUUGUUGUUUAAGACACCGUUCAAUGACGGUAACUGGCAUCACGUCGUCCUCAGUCACGACGAGAGGAAGCUUACUUUAUUAGUGGACACUCAGACACCGCGUACUCUCAAAGUACCAAGGAGAGCCGGCCUAGCGUCUAUGAUGUACAUAGGCGGCCUUCCAGAGAAUGGAACGCCCCUUCCAGAUAAUGUGGUGACUAAACUAGAAACCCUGAAGGGUUGUAUCAGAGGCCUGCGGGUUAACGGAAACGUUUACGACAUGGUGGGCUCCACCAGUAGAGCCUUCAACGUCGGCCAGUGUUUUCCAAGCGUCGAGAGCGGCGCCUAUUUCCAGGACGAAGCGUACGCCAUUUACCAGAAAAAUUUCGAACUAGGUGCCGUGCUCGAGCUCCAACUAGAGUUCAGGACGUCAGAAUUGUCUGGCGUAUUGCUGUCGAUUAGCGCGCCCGAUGGUUCGCCCUCCUUGGCAUUGGAGCUCAACAACGGCAGGGUGAUCAUGUCAGGCGAUCUGGGAGAUAACAACCCGCUGUAUGUAGAGCAACGGUUCGCCAGUCCGUAUGCGAUCUGCGACAAUCGAUGGCACAGGAUUCAAGCGGUGUAUAAUGAUGAGGAGUUGGCGCUCAAGGUGGAUGAGUUGGAUCAAAAGUAUGGCCUGCCCACGAAGGCCAAUUAUCAUUUCGCGGACUCCACUGCCUACGGGCCCUUGUAUAUAGGCGGUAUACCAGCAUCCGCUCAAAAAGGCUCGCUGAUAACGCGAGAUCACUUCAAUGGGUGCAUCAGGAACGUGAUGAUAGGAGGGGAGAGACGAGAUUGGACGGACAUGGCUGAGCUGCAUAACAUCCAUUUGAGUUCCUGUCCAGUUCAAUGACAACGCGCGGUGGAAGAAAAGCACGAAUGAAGCUCAGCGUCCAGCGUUUAGUUCCAAAGACUGGUCGAGGAGUCGUGUCGUGAGUUCGCGAUAGCACUGGGAUUAACGUGCCAUAUUCGCAUGCGGACAAGCUCUUAACAUAUUGCGGACCGAUGACAUGAAUCGACGUCUUUAGCUUUUUAUAGCAUUGAUAAGCAGAAACGCCGAUUCACAUUUCCAAGGAAGGAAUAAAAUGCUGUUUAUUUGUAAAUUCUCUCUUGGUAAUGAUAUAACAAUUAUAUUUUACUAAAAAAAAUAUUUGUUAACUGUAUAUUUCAAUUCUUAAUAAAACAUUACGUCUACGUAUGCGGCCUGCAAUAUGUUAAGAAGUAAGACUUAAACAAAGCCAAAAGAUGCUAAACUGUAGAUCGUUUCGUUAAGCUAAAUGUCUUAUAACUCGUGACAGGAUGAGAAAGACCGUGCGCGUCGGUCCUAACCCAAUAAACAAACGGUGGCACGAAAGAGUUUUUCAUUGUACGCGCCCACACAAGUACACAUACACACAUACACAUACACACGCACGUACACGUGUAUAACGUAUAUUAGGCGGUAACGUUUUCACGAGUAAGUAGCGAGACCACUGCCAUAAAUAAUUUAAUUGUUCGUAAGUCGCCAUAAGUCAAGCCAGACAAUUUGUACAUCAGUAUUUAAAGAAGCCAUUAUUUAUUAUCGUUAACGCGAAUCCGACUUUAUGAACGUCUUGUUGGCGGAAUAGCGAGUAGAACAAAAAGCGACUACGUUUUGUACUUUUAUAACAAUAGUAAGACUUCUCCGAUAUGUAAGCGUAUUAUCGGAUUUAUCGACAUCGUGCUGUCGAACCAGAUUUGAUUCGAGAGAUGUCAUGAGACACGCAAAUGUGUGCCCUGUUAAAAAAAAGAGAAAGAACAAGUGCCCUUUGAUCGCGCACACGAAAAAACAAGAUCUUCAAGGGGAAAUAUUUUUAAUAUAACAUGCGUCUCGUAGUCUCAAUAAUCUCUCUCGAUGAAUUGUAAUAUAUAUAAAUAUAUACAGACGCGAAAAUUAACAAAUAACGCGCACCUAAGAUGUGCAGGCUCGUUCUGUUCUUUAUAGAACAUAUAUAAACGAUGAAAGUACAA
Odontomachus brunneus is the source of this 11706-nucleotide messenger RNA. RefSeq names its product laminin subunit alpha-1 (gene wb). Gene Ontology annotation, cellular component: basement membrane. NCBI's taxonomy places the organism in Eukaryota, Metazoa, Arthropoda, Insecta, Hymenoptera, Formicidae. The transcript has 44 exons. Gene Ontology annotation, biological process: regulation of cell adhesion; regulation of embryonic development; regulation of cell migration. The record is from RefSeq and is a predicted model, not a curated record. Gene Ontology annotation, molecular function: signaling receptor binding. Bases 905 to 10570 code for a protein of 3221 amino acids.